Tachysurus vachellii is the source of this 789-nucleotide messenger RNA. RefSeq lists its product as uncharacterized. Bases 161 to 565 code for a protein of 134 amino acids. The record is from RefSeq and is a predicted model, not a curated record. NCBI's taxonomy places the organism in Eukaryota, Metazoa, Chordata, Actinopteri, Siluriformes, Bagridae. The transcript has 4 exons.
UGGGUGUAAACGGCAACAGUUUGUUGCGUCAGUCACCUGCUCAAAGUCCUCAUGUGCUGUUUUUUCACCACUUCGGGACACCUCGAAUACUGUAAGCUCAGCCUGAGGAGUUUCUUUGAACAUCUUAAAACUUUAUUUUGAUUCACUACCAGCAGCAGGAAUGAUUGAGAUGGAUUAUUACUAUAUAAAGAUGUUCUUAUCGCCACUCCUGGGCUUCUCCAUUGCUAUGGUCUUGAUGAAAUGCUGCUGUAAGCUCCGGUGCUUCAGCCAAUCAAGUGCGAGCGAGCUGCAGCACCAGAACACUCCUAUAUAUGUCAUUCCCAUCUCGGUUAACGAUGACAACCUUGAUGAGGCUUCACUGUCAUCUGUGGAGACUUUUGCGCCUCCUGCAUACGACUCCCUCGCCACUGUCAUCCCUCCACCACCAUAUUCAGAGAGGAAGAUAAGCAUUCCUGAUGAAGCACCACCAGAUUACACUGAAAUCGUGGAGCAGCUGUCAUUUCCUCGCAAUUUACCUCAACAGACACAGCAAAUGUCAUGGACACUGAACACAAAUGGACAGUGAAAAGACCAGGACCAGAUCCGAGCUAUGGAUCAUUUUGAUUUAUUAUUGAUAAUAAUAGAUUGUUAUAUUGUUGAUAACGUGAGAAGUUUACAAUGACUGUAAAACGGCUUGAUGAUCCAUAGUCCGUUUUUGCUGUAGAGUGUGUGUCUGUGCGUGUGUGUGUGUGUGUGUGAGAGAGAGAGAGAGAGAGAUAGUUAUACUGUGAAUAAACAAAAUGCAAAGCA